Corythoichthys intestinalis (scribbled pipefish) is the source of this 12603-nucleotide messenger RNA. Its product is annotated as ankyrin-3-like. NCBI's taxonomy places the organism in Eukaryota, Metazoa, Chordata, Actinopteri, Syngnathiformes, Syngnathidae. The record is from RefSeq and is a predicted model, not a curated record. The coding region runs from base 476 to 12349 and encodes 3957 amino acids. The transcript has 49 exons. Gene Ontology annotation, biological process: signal transduction. Gene Ontology annotation, molecular function: protein binding.
CCCCAGCCUCUCCCAUUCUUUCCUCCACCUCCCUCUCUCUUUCUCAACCUCUUCUCCAACGCCGUUCCCAUCCCGCCCAUACGUCCCGUCGAGACGCGGUGGAGCGGAUGGCUCGUGUCGAGCUCAGGUGCUUCCGGGGGGCUCUGGAAACCAGUCCGCAACCCCCCUCUUUAGCAGUGGAUGCAGCUUGAGCUUCUCUGUGGACGUGAGGUCCCCAUUGGGGAUGUUUUUACAAGAGGAUAAUUCCACCUGGAGGUGAUUUUUUUUUCUUUUGGGAAGGGAUGAAGGACAGUUUUGAGCUGGAUCUCCAGGGGAACAUCCUGACUCCAAGCACAAAAGCUAAUUGACAACCAGGAGGAGGUGUGACAUCCACCUCCGAACUAAAAGGGGAGAUAAUCAGGAGCGGGAGGAGAAGAUCCCCUCCCUCGUAGCGCCGCUGUUCUCGCCCACCUGUGUGGAUUAAGCAGAAAACGGCAUGGCGCACGCCGCCUCACAGCUGAAGAAGAAGGCGGACGAGAACCUUGUGGCGGCUGAGGAAGAGCGGGAGAAGGAGCGCAAGCGGGCCAGGAAGCGGGCACGAGGCGACGUCAAGAAAAAGACGGACGUAAAUGCUUGUUACCUACGAGCAGCUCGCGCCGGCAACUUGGAGAAAGCGUUGGACUACUUAAAGAAUGGUGUGGAUAUCAACAUUUGUAAUCAGAAUGGCCUCAACGCACUGCACUUGGCCUCAAAGGAGGGUCAUGUGGAAGUGGUCGCCGAGCUCCUCCAGCAGGGCGCCAACGUGGAUGCCGCCACCAAGAAGGGCAACACCGCGCUGCACAUCGCCUCCCUGGCUGGCCAGAUGGAAGUGGUGAAGGAGUUGGUAACGCACAAUGCCAACAUCAAUGCACAGUCGCAGAAUGGCUUCACGCCACUGUACAUGGCAGCGCAGGAAAAUCACCUUGACGUUGUCCAUUUCCUGCUGGAGAACGGAUCCAGUCAGAGCAUUGCCACAGAGGAUGGCUUUACACCGCUGGCGGUGGCGCUGCAGCAGGGCCACGACCAGGUCGUGUCGCUGCUCCUGGAAAACGACACCAAGGGCAAGGUGCGCCUCCCGGCGCUACACAUCGCCGCCAGGAAGGAUGACACUAAGGCCGCCGCCCUUCUUCUGCAGAGCGACCACAACGCAGACGUGGAAUCCAAGAUGAUGGUGAAUAGAACAACAGAGAGUGGCUUCACGCCUCUCCACAUCGCUGCUCACUACGGCAACAUCAACGUGGCCACACUGCUGCUCAACAGAGGCGCUGCUGUCGACUUCAAGGCUCGGAAUGACAUCACACCGCUGCACGUGGCCUCCAAGCGUGGGAACGGUAACAUGGUACGCCUCCUGGUGGAGCGAGGGGCCAAGAUAGACGCACGGACCAAGGAUGGUCUGACGCCACUGCACUGCGGUGCUCGCAGCGGCCACGAACAGGUGGUUGAGAUGUUGCUCAACAGAGGUGCACCCAUUCUCUCUAAAACCAAGAACGGUCUAUCGCCGCUCCAUAUGGCGACGCAAGGCGACCACCUCAACUGUGUGCAACUGCUGCUGCAUCACGACGCGCCUGUUGAUGAUGUGACCAAUGACUACCUGACAGCGCUGCAUGUCGCCGCCCACUGCGGCCACUACAAGGUGGCCAAGGUUAUAGUGGACAAGAAGGCCAACCCCAACGCCAAAGCUCUGAAUGGUUUCACACCGCUGCACAUCGCCUGCAAGAAGAACCGAGUCAAGGUGAUGGAGCUCCUGCUUAAGCACGGUGCCUCCAUACAGGCCGUCACCGAGUCUGGCCUGACUCCUAUCCAUGUUGCUGCAUUUAUGGGUCAUGAAAACAUAGUCCACCAACUCAUCAACCACGGCGCUUCGCCCAAUACCAGCAAUGUGAGAGGGGAGACUGCGCUUCACAUGGCUGCAAGAGCGGGACAAUCCAAUGUAGUGCGAUAUUUGGUCCAGAACGGCGCACGAGUUGAUGCAAAAGCCAAGGAUGAGCAGACACCGCUGCACAUCUCCAGUCGUCUGGGUAAGCAGGACAUUGUCCAACAGCUGCUUGCCAACGGGGCAUCGCCCGACACCACGACCAGCUCGGGUUAUACGCCCCUCCACCUGGCUGCCCGUGAAGGACACCGAGAGGUGGCGGCGGCACUGUUGGACCAAGGGGCCAGUCUUGGCAUCACUACUAAGAAGGGCUUCACACCACUGCAUGUGGCGGCAAAAUACGGCAAGCUGGAGGUGGCCAACCUUCUGUUGCAGAAAAACGCUGCCCCUGACGCCGCCGGCAAGAGUGGACUAACACCACUGCAUGUCGCCGCACACUACGAUAACCAAAAGGUGGCGCUGUUGUUGCUCAAACAAGGAGCCUCGCCGCAUGCUGCCGCCAAGAAUGGCUACACGCCGUUGCACAUUGCAUCCAAGAAGAACCAGAUGGAGAUUGCCACCACCCUGCUAGAAUACGGCGCAUCGACCAACGGUGUGACGCGGCAAGGCAUCACCCCGCUGCAUUUGGCCGCGCAGGAGGGCAAUGUGGACGUGGUGACGCUGCUGCUGGCACGGGACACUCCAGUCAACAUGGGAAAUAAGUAUGGCUUGACUCCGCUCCAUCUGGCUGCUCAGGAGGACAAAGUCAAUGUGGCUGAGGUUUUGGUCAACCAUGGAGCCACAUUAGACCCUGAGACCAAGUUGGGUUACACUCCUCUCCACGUGGCCUGUCACUACGGCAACGUGAAGAUGGUCCACUUCCUGCUUAAAAACCAGGCCAAGGUCAAUGCUAAAACCAAGAACGGCUACACUCCUCUUCAUCAGGCUGCCCAGCAGGGACAUACACACAUUAUCAAUUUACUUCUGCAUCAUGGGGCGUCGCCCAACGAACUCACAACGAAUGGGAACAGCGCCUUGUCCAUUGCUAGGAGGCUGGGCUACAUCUCAGUGGUCGACACACUCAAGGUGGUCACUGAGGAGACGCUGACUACACAGACGGUCACAGAGAAGCACAAGAUGAAUGUUCCAGAAACCAUGAAUGAGGUGCUAGACAUGUCAGACGAUGACGCCUGUCGGGCCAGUGCUCCCGAAAUGAUCACAGAGGACUAUUUGUCCGAUGUUGAUGAAGAGAUGGAUUUUGGAAAUGUCUACAUCAGCUAUUCGUGCGACGACGCCAUGACAGGGGACACGGACAAGUACCUGGCUCCCCAGGACUUGCGAGAGCUGGGCGACGACUCACUGCCUCAGGAGGGCUACAUGGGCUUCAGCGUGGGGGCACGCUCACAGAGCCUGCGUUCCUUCAGUUCUGACAGGUCCAACACGCUCAACCGAAGCUCGUUUACACGAGACAGCAUGAUGAUUGAAGAGAUUCUAGCACCCAGCAAGGACAUGAUGCUCUGUAGGGAGAAGUCUUUCACUUUAGAACACCACAACAAGCACUUAGCGGUUGCCAAAGACUGCGACAACGACUCCCUGAGAAGAUACAGCUGGACACCAGACGCUAUGGAUAAUGUCAACCUCGUCUCCUCGCCAAUCCACUCCGGUUUUUCCUCUCCGCUCCCGCAGUACGACAGCAGGUUCCUCGUGAGCUUCAUGGUGGACGCCCGCGGUGGAUCCAUGCGAGGCAGCCGCCACAAUGGCAUGCGCAUCAUCAUCCCACCCAGGAAGUGCACAGCGCCCACGCGCAUCACGUGUCGGCUGGUCAAGCGGCACAAGCUGGCGUCACCGCCCCCCAUGGUGGAGGGCGAGGGUCUGGCUAGCCGGCUAGUGGAGGUGGGCCCGGCUGGAGCGCACUUCCUGGGGCCUGUGAUAGUGGAAAUUCCCCACUUUGGAUCAAUGAGGGGGCAGGAGCGAGAACUGAUACUUCUGCGAAGCGAGAACGGUGAAACCUGGAAGGAGCAUCUGUAUGACUGCAAGACUGAAGACCUCCGUCAGCUCCUCAAUGGCAUGGAUGAAGAACUAGACAGUCCCGAGGAGCUGCAGAGAAAGAGGAUCUGCCGCAUCAUCACCAAAGACUUCCCUCAGUACUUUGCUGUGGUGUCUCGUAUCAGGCAGGAAACCCAUCAAAUGGGACCCGAGGGUGGUACUCUGUGCAGUCGUAGUGUCCCAUUGGUUCAGGCAUCUUUCCCAGAGGGAGCCCUAACCAAAAAGAUCAAGGUUGGGCUGCAAGCCCAACCUGUACCAGAUGAGACCGUGAAAAAGAUCCUCGGCAACCGUGCGACCUUCAGCCCGAUUGUAACGGUGGAGCCUAGACGGAGGAAGUUCCAUAAACCCAUUACGAUGACGAUCCCAGUGCCUCCACUCUCAGGCGAAGGUCUUUCCAACGGAUACAAGGGAGAUUGCACGCCGUGCCUCCGACUUCUCUGCAGCAUCACAGGUGGUACAUCGCCGGCACAGUGGGAAGACAUCACAGGCACCACUCCUCUUACAUUCGUCAAUGACUGUGUCUCCUUCACAACCAACGUUUCGGCAAGGUUCUGGCUGGCAGAUUGCCAUCAGAUCCCAGAGACAGUGGGCUUGGCCUCGCAGCUGUACAGGGAACUGAUCUGCGUGCCCUACAUGGCCAAGUUUGUGGUGUUUGCCAAGAUGAAUGACCCGGUGGAGUCUAGGCUGAGGUGCUUCUGUAUGACGGACGACAAGGUAGACAAGACCCUGGAACAGCAGGAGAAUUUUGAGGAGGUGGCCAGGAGCAAAGACAUCGAGGUCCUGGAAGGUCGGCCCAUUUAUGUGGAUUGCUACGGUAACCUGGCUCCUCUGACCAAAAGCGGUCAGCAAUUAAUUCUUAACUUCUACGCCUUCAAAGAGAACCGCUUGCCCUUCUGCGUCAAGGUUCGAGACCCAAGCCAGGAGCCGUGCGGCCGCCUCAGUUUCCUUAAAGAAUGCAAGAACACAAAAGGCCUGCCGCAAACGGCUGUGUGUAACUUGAACAUCACUUUGCCUGCCACCAAAAAGGAAAUGGAGUCUGAUGCCGAGGAUGAGACUGAAAAGCCUGAGCGACGUCAUACCUUUGCAUCGCUAGCCUUACGUAAGCGCUACAGCUAUCUGGCCGAGCCUGCACUGAAAACAGCAGUUGAGCGAAGCACACCAGCCUCAAGAGCACUGCCUGCUGGUCACCCUCACAAACCUGUCUUUCCAACCAGAACUCACCCACCAUGGUCGACUGCUCCUCUUACCGUCCCUGGCCAAGCAAGGCUCGGCAGAGUGGGCGGUUCCGUCAUCACUCCCGAUUCACCGGCCGGCUCAGCAGCUGCUUCUCCACUGAAAUCUACCUGGCCCUUCUCCCCGUCACCUGCAUGUUCUUCACCAAUUAGAGCCAGCAUUGGAGCUGCAUUGCAAGCACCUAACGUGGCAUCCCCUGAAAUACUGCCCUUGUCCCCAGUGAGGUCUUACAGGACAAUACCGUCACCCAUAAAGACAGUUGUCAAGCAGGGUCAGUAUCCUGUGCAGACCUCUGCCAACUUAGCGUCCUCUGGAAGUCCGGGUAAACCUGCCACAGAUCAUGCUUCGUCCAAAAGUUUUCCUUCAGCUUACACAUCAAGGACUUCCCCAAUUCACUCCAUAUCAAAUGGUUAUGUAUCAGAUAAGUCCACAACUCCUCCAGUCUCACCAAAGAAACCAUACAGUAUCUACAGCUCUAGUAUGCCUAUUAAGAUAGACAUAGCACUAAAUCCCCCCUCCGCAAAAAGCCUUUCCCACCUGUCCUCUUUGAAGAUCUCUUCCGAUUCAACAUCGUCGCCACGAGGAGGGAAGACCUCCCUUUCAUCACUCCCGUCACCCGGAAAGACCACCAUUGCAUCGUCUGAAAUGUCCAUGGUGAAUGGGCACGUUUCACCUGUCAAAUAUCCGUCAUCUACGUCUACACCCUCCUCACCUUCUUCACGGCUUAUGUCAGAACGUAGCCUUCAAGAGAGGAUCCAAGCCACCACCCAAGCUGCAACGUCUGACAUCAGUGCUGCUAUAAAUGAAGCCAUUGACUCCUAUUCUCCAUCGGGCUAUGGCACUCUUAAAUCACAGUCAUCCCCUUUUAGAUCUGCCACAGCAAGUUCUGCUUAUAGUUCUCUGAGAUCUGCUGUUGCCUCCUCAGUACCUGCAGUUACGUCAAAUACGAUGACUGUACCUGUAUACUCACUGGUUAGUGUUAUGCCAGAGGCACUUGUUAAACCAGGGCCAGGCUCUCUUAAAAUGGUGCUUCCUGAUUCCCCUCGAGCUUCUCCUUCUUCCUCAACCUCAUCCUGUGUUACAGCCUCCAAAAUUAAUUCCCAAAUGAAAUCGCCUCCUUACAUCACACCACCCAUAAUACAUCAUGCUACUGCAUCCAAUCAGGAGAUACUGAAAGAUGUUGCAGACAUGAAACAAGACCUGAUGAGAAUGACAGCCAUUUUACAGACUGACACGCAGACAGCUGCUAAAACAGUCCAAACGUCACGCACUAGCACUCCACGUGAAGCAAAGUUAGAGGAUGAUGAACCCUACGCACUUGUUGAGAAAGUGAAGGAAGAUUUAGUGAAGGUGAGUGAGAUAUUACAGAAGGAUAUUAUGAGUGAAAGUAAAGAGUGUGUUGCGGAGGAUGGUUGGGAGGAAUUUUCCACUGAUGAGAUUGAGGAAGCACAAAGAAACGCCCUCUCAGAGCAAUACCCUCGCUUUGAGGAGAACUCACAUCUGCUUAAACACCAGUCAAAUAAUGACCUCGAUUUGGCUAAAGUGGUAGACUAUUUAACUAACGACAUUGGGGCAAGCUCCCUCUCUAAAAUGGCAGAGUUGAAAAUAAGAUACGAGGAGGUGGCAAAAGGGGAAGGGGAGGAGAAACAAAAGCGGAUUCUGAAGCCUUCUAUGACAAUACAGGAGCACAAACUAAAAAUGCCCCCGCCGGCAUCAGGCAUGAUAAGGUCUCCAUCAGAGAAGGACUUAAGCAAACUUGCUGAGUCAUAUCAGGGGGGUGACACCAUUCUUGAAUCCCCAGAGGAGUUGUCUCAUGAGCAGGACAAGAGUCCACUGUCCGACAGUGGCUUUGAGACCAGAAGCGAAAAGACACCUUCUGCACCCCAGAGUGCAGAAAGUACAGAACCCAAGCCUCUUUUCACAGAUUCCCCUAUCCCUCCCAGUGUUUCUGAUACCAGGUCAGAGGAGCUCCAUAUUCAGAGCCUCUCAGAUGAGCCGCUCUUUGUGGAAGAGGUUGUUUCUGCUCUUCCUUCUGCUGAAUCCAGUGCAGCUUUAGCAAGCUCAGUCACAGACAUUCAAAUGACUGUUCCAGAGGAGGACUCUAUAAGCAUGUGUCUGAAAGAGGAAACUCAUAUUACCACUACAACCAGAAUGGUCUAUCACAAGCCUCAGCUCACUGAUGCCGCAGAGGGGAUUGAGGAGGCCAUGUCAGUACGAGACAUCAUGAAAGCAUUCCAAUCUGGUCGGGACCCAUCUAAAGAAUUGGCAGGCCUAUUUGAACAUAAAGCUAGCCAGGACUCAGUAAAAGGUGAUGAGCUGUCGCCGAGAUUUCUUGACAGGGACAUUAAUUCUAAACCCAAAGUAGAACGGAUAAUUGAGGUUCAUAUUGAGAAAGGCCAUAGUACAACAGAGCCAACUGAAGUGUAUAUCAGGGAAACAAAAAAACACCCUGAGCUUUACGUCUAUAAAGGAGAGCGUGGCAUUAAGGAACUGCUUGAUUAUGACUUGAGCCAGCAAGAAGAGGAGGAGCUGAUUGCUGAGGAAUCUCUGCCCCCUUUCUUAGAAACGUCUCGUGUUAACACACCAGUUUCGCAGGAGGAGGACAGUCGGCCAAACUCUGCUCAACUAAUAGCUGAUGAUUCCUACAAAGCUCUAAAACUGCUGAGUCAGCAUUCAAUAGAGUACUGUGAUGAUGAGCUAUCAGACAUCAGAGGAGAGUCUUACAGGUUUGCUGAGAAAAUGCUCCUCUCUGAAAAACUUGAUGCUUCUUUAACACCCCAUUCAGACGCUGAAGACUCUUCAAUGAUGACUGACAAGAACCAAAUGCCUGGGCAGCAAGAUAGCCCCAAAAGGGAGUUUGUUUCCAAGUCAUCAAAAGAUGGGUCCCCCAAAACUGGAACAUUUUUGCAGAGAGAUGAAUCGCCACAGUUUGAUAAAGUUACAGUGCUCCAUUAUUCAACUGAACAAGGUAGCCCCAAGCAUGCAGUCUGGAUGAGAUUCACAGAGGAUAAACAUGACAAGAGCAGGGACAAGCUCCUCUAUGAGGACAGGGUGGACCAAACUGUAAAAGAGGCAGAAGAAAAACUCUCAGAGGUUUCUCAGUUCUUUCGUGACAAAACCGAAAAGCUCAACGACGAGCUUCAGUCACCCGAGAAGAAGCCAUUCAAACGAGAAUUCAAGGAGCCGAGGUCCUGGCCGAGUUCAGCAUGUAGCAGUCCUCAAAAAACAAAGGCAGGGGAAGAGGCAUUCAAUAAAACUAAACUCAGGGAACCUUCUGUGGCGAAAACAUAUGUCGUUGUACCUGCUGAAAAGAAAAGCUCUAGCUUGCCAAGCAGUCCUCAAAAAAGCCAACAAUCUAAAACUCGUGAGUCUGAGCCCCCCUCUCCUGCCAACAUAAAAUCAACAUCCAAUGUCACAUCUGUGAGGAUGAAAUUUGAAUCUGAGGCUCAGAAAAAAUCUCAGUCUAGUCCAACCAAAAUACCCCCUCCAGUUCAACCAAAACCUUCCGUCAAGAAAUUACAGGAGAGCAAACUCCCUGUUUACCAGUUUUUUUCUGAUAGAAAAACAUCAAGAAUUACUGAACCCUCACAGGAGAAAAGACCCCAAAGUAAUAACGAAGACUCCGAUAGCACCAAACUGGCUUUGUCACCUAAAUCCCCCAAAUUGGUGUCAAAUAGAAAUCUAUCAUUACAAAGAACACUUUCAGAGAAUGAUAGCGAUACCAACAAACAUCAAAUAACAAAGAAUGUCUCUGAAGAGGUUUCAAAAAUUGAUAGUGAAGAUGUAAUGAAUAAAAACUUGAGAACAAAGUCAGAAUCUCUAAUACCUGUAAGAACCCCAACCAGUUAUGACAAUGAUCUCCCAAAGAAACUUCCAGUCACAAAACCCUCACAGAUUCCAACAUUAUGUAAAAGUAAAAGUCCAGAGAGGACUUCUACCAAAACAAAUGAAAAUGUUACUUUUGAGAUCCUUGAUAAUGCUCCGAAGGAUUCCAACUCCAAUAACUUACUGAGUUCAAAAGACAUCUUGGAAAAAGUUAUAACACCUCCAGCUGCUGUUACGACCAAAGAUAAUUUCAAAGGCAUGAAAACAUUACCAGUUUACGUCAGUCUCCAGGUUGGCCGCCAGGCUGAAAGAGAGGCCAAAGGGGCGCUGCAUGCUGUCAAGCAGAAGUCAGUAUCUGGACUCUGUCCACUCAGCCCUGAUGAUGACACCUUAGAACAAAUAUCUUUCAUUGAUAGCUCAGGGAAAAGCCCCCUUACACCAGAGACCCCGAGCUCUGAGGAGGUCAGCUAUGACCUCACUGCAAAGACCCCUGAUGGCUUCAUGGGGUUGGUGCCAGAUAAACCCAGCCCAAUCAUGGAGGUAUCUGAGGAAUUAGAAGAUGAUGACAUAGGAAGAGCCAUCUUCUCUUUUAAAGAGUCCUCAACUGAAAUGAAAGCUAAUAUCAAUGCUGCCCAGGCAGACCUUGCCAAUGCUAACAUGCAGCAAACAACAAUGGCUGAUAACUACCAGAGAUUGGAAAAUAGUUCUAUCCUACAAGACGGCACUGUCAACAGGUAUGAUGAAAAACCAGGGAAGGAGGCGUCCAAAGAUAAAGGUGUUGCAUAUAUUGAAUUUCCUCCUCCACCUCCUUUGGAUCUCUCAGAAACUUCUGAUCCAGACAGGAAAGGUUCUUGUGCUUCAUCAGAAACUGAGACGGAAAUGAUGGAGGUAAAUUUACAAGAAGAACAGGAGAAGCAGCUGCUUAUUGAACCCAUAAUACGUAUUCAGCCCCCUUCGCCAGUGCCACCUGAGGUAGACAAUAAUCGGUCAAACGGUGAGGACGAUGAUGAUGAUGAAGGGUCAAUUUUUCAUCCGAUUCCCUCUAGGAAAUUUACUUUCAAAGCUCCCAGGGAAGAGGAGGACCAAAAGAGGAGGGAGAAGGAAAAUAACGGCAAGUUAAAAAAACAUGACAAAAAUGGAAAUGACAAAGAACCUCUGGUUGGAACCAAUGGCUCUAAUGGUUCCAAUGGCAAAGGAGAGGACUAUGAAUGUGAGCAAAAUGGAAAUGAUCAGUCCAUAACUGACUGUUCUCUAGCAACAACAGCUGAAUUUUCCCAUGAUACUGAUGCAACAGAGAUAGACUCCCUAGAUGGCUAUGACCUCCAAGAUGAGGAUGAUGGUCUGUACGAGCAAGCCGACUUGAAGUCUUUAGGCUCUCUGGACAGCCGUCGAGAUGUCUGGUCAACUGACACCUUCAGGCCCAUAGACCGCUCUUUUCCUCUGACGAAACUAGAAGUUAUAGAAGAAGAGAAAACCACUGAGGAAUUUCUAAAGGACCAGAAAUUCAUACCUUCAGAUGGUGAUACACCUAAUGAGGCUCACAAAGAGGGCAUUGAUAUAAAUGGACAGAAACCCUCAGGUAAAGAGGGAUUUUCAGAUACAUACUUCAGCUAUAAGUUAGAAGAAGAGUUUAAUACUCCUUUUAAGACUGUUGUGACUAAAGGGCUGGACUUUGACCCAUGGCCCAGUAAAGGUGCUGAAGAAGAUAUCGUCGAAAUGGGAGGACCCCAGGCGAACAAUGGUGAGCCAAAGCCUUUCGGGCUAGCAGUAGAUGAGCAAUCUCAGGCCACUACGCCGGACAGCACCACUGCCCGUACGCCGACAGACGAUAGCACGCCGACGAGUGAGCCCAACCCCUUCCCGUUCCACGAGGGAAAGAUGUUUGAGAUGACGCGCAGUGGUGCGAUUGACAUGAGCAAGAGGGACAUGGUUGAAGAGAGGCUCCAGUUUUUUCAGAUUGGCCCUCAGAGUCCCUGCGAGAGGACUGACCUUCGCAUGGCCAUUGUAGCUGAUCACCUGGGACUCAGCUGGACUGAGCUGGCCAGGGAGCUGGAUUUCUCCGUAGAGGAGAUCAACUCCAUCCGAGUGGAGAACCCAAACUCCCUCACUGCGCAGAGCUUCAUGUUGCUAAAGAAAUGGGUGCACAGGGACGGUAAAAACGCCACAACGGACACAUUAACGGCGGUGCUGAAUAAGAUCAAUCGCUUGGAUAUUGUGACUUUGCUGGAAGGGCCCAUAUUUGACUACGGUAACAUUUCAGGCACUCGCUGCUUUGCCGAUGAUAACGCAGUAAUCCCGGAUCAGUCCGAUGAUUACCACCAAGUAGAAGCGGAGCUGCGAACCCCCCCUGACCUCCACUCCGCUCCCCCCACCCCACUGCAAUCUGAAGACUUUUUGCGUGGUGGCGUAGUAGACCCCCAUAGCAGGCCCAGUGAGCUCCCCCUGCUCCUUGAACCCCCUCUGGUGCGUGUGGAGGACACUAGUGAGUCCCCCGGCAAUGACAGGAGGGUGGCCCAUCGGCGAACGAUGUUCGAGGGUGCUUACGCCCCCUAUGAGAGGCAAGGGAGACCCCAGGAUGAUGAUGAGGAGGAGGACGAGAUGACCCAGGAGAGGCUGCAAAGUCUCCUGGAGGAUAUCAAGCUGGAGGAGGAAGGCCUGGAGGACGAGGAGAUGACGGAGGAGAAGGUGCAUGCCAUCCUGGAGCAAGUGCGGCAGGCGGAAAAAGAUUUGUGUUCACUUCCAGGCUGGAAAGGAGGCGACGCUGCGGCCGCUGUAGACGAGACGACGGCCGAGCUUGGCCCGGCUUCAGAAGAGUGCAGUCCUGAUAGUCUGGCCGACUCGCUUGAACAGCCACCAGCUCGGAGCAGCAAGAAAGAAGAAGAAGAGGAGGAGCAAGAAGUCGAUCGGUCUGCUCGCAGAGUCCAGUGGGCGCAAAAUGUCCAGUGUGAGUGUUUCUUUGAUGAUGUGGAAGAGGAGGAAGAGGUAGAAGAAGAAGUGUCCAGCUCCGAGGAGGAGACCACCGUCACAACCAGGGUGUUUCGCAGGCGGGUCAUACUGAAGGGAGAGGAGGCCCGAAACGUUCCUGGUGAGUCUGUGACGGAGGAGCAGUUCACUGACAGUGACGGCAAUCUGGUCACCCGCAAAGUGAUCAGAAAGGUGGUGCGCCGCGUGGUGAGCUCGGAGCAAAAGGAUGCGCUCGCCGAGGAAGGCGACACUGUUGUCACUGUUGCGAAGAGCGGUGGCGGAGGAGGGGGGAAGGGCAAGAAGAGGGGCAAGCGCUCCCGGCAGGGCCACAAGGUUGCUGUAGUCGCUUACCUGUGUGACAUAAAUUUUGUGUGCUCCUUUAUUAGCACUUGGGGUAACAUAUCAAAAUGAGCAUAAAUGCAGCAUAACUUUAGUUUGACUUUCUGUAAAACUCUUGAACAAUUUAAUGUUUCAGUACUUUUUGGUCAUCUUGCAUGUCAAAAAUAUACCGUCACUUUCGCACUACAAGCCUCACCUAUAAGCCGCCACCAGCACGAAAGCGGCAUUUGUUACUCUAUUGUUUCACUCUAUUAUGGGAUAUUUACACCAAAAGAUAUUAACCAGUAACACCUUAUUUGACAGCAGCAUCAUACGACUGUCAGAAG